Porites evermanni is the source of this 868-nucleotide messenger RNA. The record is from the annotation of a GenBank genome assembly. Lineage: Eukaryota; Metazoa; Cnidaria; Anthozoa; Scleractinia; Poritidae.
GCUCGCUUUGACUUUAAUGGCAAUCUAGUCGACCAAAGUGAUGACAUUCCAGAGUAUCUGGGUCUCCAUCACCACGGCGAUGACCCAAGCUCUGCAGGUUACACUCUUGAGGAGUUGACUGUUUUGGCAAGAAGCAGUUUUUUACAGCAGCGGGUGUUGGCCCUACAAGUUCUGGCUAGGAUCAUAAGACAGGUAUUAGUGUCUCUCAAGGUUUUUUUCAACUAGCUUGAUUAAACAGCCACUGGUUUCCCUCGGAUCAAUAUGAGGUGUAACAAGUGAGUGCAGAAAUUCCAGUUCUGAAUGGUUUAAGCAGAUUUGCCUCUAAGCACAACCAAUCAGAAGCACGACUGAGAUCUGGGUAGCAACAUGUCAUCAGUAUGGAAUUUCUGCACUUGUUCCAUAGAGGUCAUUUUGCAGGGAAACAAACCACUAGUGGCAUCAUAAAAUGUGAGCAGUUUUCUCAGGCUAAUUUCAACUAGUAUCACGGAUGCUACAAGUUUUUUUCAGGUUGUUUGACAAAUUGUAUGUCUCCCUAUUUUCAACCUUGCCAGGUCUUCGUGGAAAAAUGUGCAUCAUUUCCAAGGCUGUAACCCUUACCAGUCGACCUUCAGUUUGUAAAUGAGUGAACUUCUCAUGUGGCAUAUGCUUUCAUUAACUGCAAAGCUUACCUGUAUUGUGUCUUCCUUUCUGAAUUCUUUUCCAGGCUCAGCUGGGUGUAUUUCAAGAGCAUCUUGAUGACAAUAUAGUGUCCGUUCUUCUUGAUGCAGGAGUUCUGUUUCUUCUCAGAUGGGCAUUAGAUGACUCCUCCGAUGCUGUCAUAGCAGCUGCCAUCCAGUGUUUUGCUGCUAUUCUCAUUGUGCCAAGUGAC